Molecule: messenger RNA, 1233 nt
Organism: Chelmon rostratus (copperband butterflyfish)
Lineage: Eukaryota; Metazoa; Chordata; Actinopteri; Chaetodontiformes; Chaetodontidae
Exons: 2
Coding region: 48-869 (273 amino acids)
Biological process (GO): positive regulation of DNA-templated transcription
Cellular component (GO): nuclear body
Source: RefSeq, a predicted model, not a curated record
UCCGAAGAUGGAAGAGACGGGUCGUUCGCGUCAAGACGCCAACGAAAAUGUCUACUCACUGGAGAGACGACGAGAUUCGGGAACUUCUGUCGGUAAGAGCCGACGCCGAAAUAGUCAGACAAAUUAAAGGGACGGCAAGAGACUCCGUUGUUUAUGACCAAAUUACGAGCCGGCUGCGUGACCGCGGUGUAAACCGAGCCAAGGCGCAGGUGAACAACAAACUAAAAGCACUCAAAAGGCAGUACCAUGAGAUCGUUAACCACAGCGGCCGGAGUGGAAACGACCGCAAAACAUGGUGUUAUUUUAGUUUGUGCGAGGCAAUAUGGGGGGUGAGUCCACCGGCGAACCCUGUGGCUUUGGUCGGGUGUGUGGAGACGGCCUCCACCUCGAGUUUUCCCGAGACGCCUUACAGCGACUCUGAAGAGCAGACUACAGUGUAUGAAACUGAUGUGUCCAUCAACGACUCGGUUUUAAGUACAGAGUCGUUGUAUCGUUAUCCACCAAAGAAGAAGAGGGGGAGGAAUCAGGCACAUUCAGAAAGACGAUCUGCUGAGAUGAGGGAUCUCUUCAAUGAGACAGACAAGGAUUUCAAAGAGGAAAAGGCUCAUGUCACCUGUCCUUCACUCUCAACAUCUCCUCGCAACUCGGCUCGGAAGAAGAGACGCACCAUAGAUGAGGCCAUUCUUUCAAGAUUGGCCCACCUGGACAGAGGGAUACAGAAAAUUAGACAGCGGGACAAUGCAGACUUUCGGUUUGCUGCAGUGAUUGUGGACAUGUUGGCUCAUGUUGACCCAAAGCAUAAAUCAGAGGUUAAAUAUAAAAUAUACCAGAUGUUAUAUGAGGCGGGGAGGGACUUCCCUAAACAAUAGAAAAUAAGACAAUUGCACUUUUAGAUUGAAUGUAUAGUUUUGUUUUAUCUUUGAUUUACAACAAAUCUCAACAAUACACAAAAUACUGUAAAUUUUUUUGUACUCACUGUGUGAGGCUUGUUUUCAUAUAUAUAGUUAAGUAGUAUGGGAUCAGUAGUCUCUCUAAUGACUGUCCCACCAGAACUGUGUCAGGAAGUACGACUGCAGUUUGUUUUGCAUUGCAGUUGUUCUAAUUAUACAUCCAUGCAAUUGCAGCCUGUGAAGUCAGACUUCUACAUUCACUUGACAGAUGCUCCCCUAACUAUAAACACAGACACCUAGAUUUAAAAAAAAAAACUGUAAUUGUGUUUUUAAAAAGGUGCUU